Messenger RNA from Lactuca virosa, 1421 nucleotides. The record is from the annotation of a GenBank genome assembly. Lineage: Eukaryota; Viridiplantae; Streptophyta; Magnoliopsida; Asterales; Asteraceae.
GUUUCUUCAACCUCCGUUCUCUUCCCCUUCCCCUUUUAGAACCCUAAUUGAUUGUACUCUACUCUUCAUGUAAACAAUCCAAAAUCAAUUCCGGAAUCACCUAUUCCUCACACAUUUUUAGCUCCACGCACCAUAAUCAGGGCUAAAUCUGAACUCCAUUGCAGCGUUCUUCUAAAAUUUGUUGUUUUGGUUCAAAGUGCUAAUGUCCGAUUCAACUGAGCUUCCAUCUGUAUUACCAUCUACCAAAACAGAUUUAGAAUCUCGGAAUAUACUUGGACCGGCAGGAAACAGAGUCAAGGUUAAAGAAGAAGAGAAGGAGAGCUUGAAGAAGAAGGUUGCGUUGGAGAAAAAGCCAAAGAGGUCCUCCAUCAGAUUAGAGAAGAUGACUCCUCAAAUUGUUGUUCGAAAGAAUAAUGACUCGCUAGACAGUUCAUGUUCUUUGAAAUCUUCUUCUUCCAGUGGUAGUUCUGUGAAAAUCCCGAGCGUCAAACGAAGAGAGAAACAUGAUAGCAACAGUUUGAAGAUGGAAGGAGAAGAAUCUCCGAUGAUGACGUUAUCUAUUCCGUUUAAACGGUGUGAUUGGAUCACCAAAUUUUCUGAUCCACUUCAUGUUUCUUUCCAUGAUGAAGAAUGGGGAGUUCCAGUUCACGAAGACAAAAAACUAUUUGAGCUUCUUGUUUUGUCACAAGUAUCUGCAGAACUCACAUGGCCCGAAAUUCUUUACAAGAGAGAUAAAUUCAGAAAGUUUUUUGAAGAUUUCAAUCCAUCAUCCAUUGCUAAGUUCCCUGAGGACAGAUUAUUGUCAACCAGGUCAAACGGUGGUGCCCUUUUGCUAUCCGAACAAAAACUACGCGCCAUUGUAGGAAAUGCUGUUGCUUUGCUUAAGAUCCAACAAGAAUUUGGAUCCUUCAGUGGAUACUGCUGGCGUUUCCUGAACAACAAGCCAAUAAAGAACGUAUUUCGCUAUGCGCGUCAACUACCCGCAAAAACACCAAAAUCCGAACUCAUAAGCAAGGAUUUAAUGAGGAGAGGAUUUCGUUGUGUGGGCCCUACAAUAAUCUACUCAUUUAUGCAAAUAUCUGGUAUGGUCAACGAUCAUCUUGUAUCAUGUUUUAGAUACAUGGAGUGCAAUAACAUUGACAAAAGGAAUCCAAAGCCCAAAGCUAAACAAGAAACCAAAAUCAUGAAUGAUACUAAUCUUUCCUAUGAGUGAAUAUAAUGCUUGAUGCUAACUUAGGUAAUUUAACGGUGAUCUUUCUUGUAGUAUUGUGUGCCAUUUUAGUAGUAUCAAGAUUAAGAAUGUUCAUAUUAGAAAGUGGGUGUUUUUGUGGUUUGUUGUCUGUAAUAGUAAUGUUUGGUUUGUUUUGUUUAUGUUUGUGCUGUUGAGAAAGUUCUUAGGUUGAUUGAAUUAUUUGGGGUUG